AUGGAUUAUAUUUGGAUCUUCACUGGUCAUCUUCUUCAUAACCUGGCACUAAAGAAGACAGCUGUGCAGUCUUCAAACGGAGACAACAUCGGACUUGCUUUCAAGGCCGUCGAUGGCAAUAGAGAUGAGAACUAUCAGAAAUCGUCCUGCACACUUACUUUACCACAGUCUGAUCCGUGGUGGAGGGUAGACCUGGCAAGAGUGUAUACAAUUGGUGCUGUUGCGAUAACCAAUAUAGCAGGAUUUGAAAACAGGUUGAAUGGUGCAGAAAUCUGGAUUGGAAACUCGACAAACUUCAGUGACCCUGAGUGUGUGAGGUGUGCGGUCAUCUCUCACAUUCCCAGCGGACAGACGUUUUACUUUCCAUGUAGCUCUAUUGAGGGACGCUAUGUCACUGUGUUCCUCCCAGGAAGCGGGAAGGUCCUAAAUCUCUGCGAGGUUGAAGUGUACUACGGAUACCCAUUACCCAAUGUGGCACUCAAAGGAGAAGCUGCCCAGUCAUCUACACUCUCCUUUGCCACUGCGUCCAAAGCCAUCGAUGGCAGACGGAACUCGUUCUAUAGCAAUGGGUUCUGUAGCCACACGGCUGAAGACGAGACCAACCCCUGGUGGAGGGUGGACCUGCAGCGAAGCUUUACAAUCACUGCUGUAAAAGUCACCAACAGAGGAGACUGCUGUGCUGAAAGACUGGAUGGAGCUGAGAUCAGAAUAGGAAACUCACUGGAGAACAAUGGAAACAAUAAUCCCAGGUGUGCUUCCAUCUCACAUAUCAAUGCUGGUAAAACCUACACAUACCGGUGUGAUGGAGGCAGCAUGGAGGGUCGCUUUGUGAACGUGUUUCUUCCUGGACAGCAGAAGACUCUCACCCUGUGUGAAGUGGAGGUGUAUGCUGCCCCAGCAGUGGAGCCGCUUUCAAACGUGGCCUUAAGCAAGCCAACAGUACAGUCAUCGACUUCGUCACCAUAUCUGUCUUCCAAAGCUGUUGAUGGGUACAAAAAUGGAAACAUCUACGGUGCAGGCUUUACCCACACUUUAGAAGAAACAAAUCCCUGGUGGAGAGUAGACUUGUUAGCCGUGUAUAAAGUCAGUGCUGUCACCAUCAUCAACAGAGAGGACUGUUGUUCUCAAAGGAUUCUUGGGGCAGAGAUUCGGAUCGGGGACUCACUGGAUCAAAAUGGAAAUCAAAACCCGAGGUGUGGCAUUAUUGAAUCAUUGGCUGGUACACCAACAUACACAUUCCAUUGUCAUGAAAUGGAAGGUCGCUACAUCAAUGUGAUCAUACCAGCACUUCUGAGAGUUCUGACGCUGUGUGAAGUGCAAGUGUUUGCUUCUCUGCCUGAAGCUGUUACUCCUUCACCCACUCCUCCCACCCCUCCUCCGCCUGUGAGCCUGCAGUUUGGUGGCAGGAACGUGAUGGUGGUGGGAGAGAGGCUCUGCUGGUCCGAUGCUCUGAUGUACUGUAGACGUUAUUACUGGGACCUGCUCAGCCUUCACAGCCAACAGGAGCAAAGCGAGUUGGAGCAGCUGCUGGGCCUCGUUCCUUUCUCCCUCACAGACCACGUCUGGCUGGGACUGCGCAGGUACUGA
Messenger RNA from Maylandia zebra (zebra mbuna), 1587 nucleotides. The record is from RefSeq and is a predicted model, not a curated record. Lineage: Eukaryota; Metazoa; Chordata; Actinopteri; Cichliformes; Cichlidae.